Molecule: messenger RNA, 4485 nt
Organism: Mugil cephalus (flathead mullet)
Lineage: Eukaryota; Metazoa; Chordata; Actinopteri; Mugiliformes; Mugilidae
Gene: tacr1a
Product: tachykinin receptor 1a
Exons: 5
Coding region: 398-1690 (430 amino acids)
Biological process (GO): positive regulation of flagellated sperm motility; G protein-coupled receptor signaling pathway
Cellular component (GO): sperm midpiece; plasma membrane
Molecular function (GO): substance P receptor activity
Source: RefSeq, a predicted model, not a curated record
GCCGCUCAGUUUGAGCAGAGGAGAAGGAGGAGAACAGAGACUGGCACUCUGAGGGAGAGAGGACGGAGCAGAGCUUUCUCUAGUGUGUGCCCAGUCAGGGGAACGCAGGUUUGUGCUGGUGCUGCAGUGCGCGUAAUGGGUGCGUUUCGUUUUUCGACAUGUGGAAAACAUAGAUAGGCUGUCGAUGCACCUCAUGACACGCUUAAAUUCCUGAAUCUGUUUUUUUUCCAAAAGACUGAGGUUUCAAGUGGACACUUUGCAGCCUUACGCAGUUUUACGCUUCCAAAUGAGGCGGCGAACUUUCCAGGAAUUCACUUUGCGUGUUGUCCCCAGAAACCUGAACUUUCUCAUAUAGUUACUUAGGUUUAUAUCCACUGGUUUAGUCCUCAUCAGGAAAAUGGAUUCUUUAUUUAAUACCACCGAUGUGCCACUUUGGACCACCACAUCCAACGUUACCAAUAACGGGACUGAAUACUGGAACCAGUUUGUGCAGCCAGUCUGGAGAAUCGUCCUCUGGGCCAUCGCGUAUAGCUGCAUAGUUAUUGUAUCCGUAGUUGGCAAUAUCACAGUGAUUUGGAUUAUCAUGGCGCACAAACGCAUGAGGACCGUCACCAACUAUUUUCUGCUAAACCUGGCUUUCGCCGAAGUCUCCAUGUCCGUCUUCAACACGGUGAUCAACUUCACCUACGCAGUGCACAAUGACUGGUAUUUCGGUCUGGUCUACUGCCGCUUCCACAACUUCUUUCCCAUCGCGGCAGUCUUUGCCAGCAUCUACUCGAUGACUGCCAUCGCCCUGGACAGGUACGUGGCCAUCAUUCACCCCUUGCAGCAGCGCAUGUCGUCCACAGAGACCAAAGUGGUGGUGGGUGUCAUCUGGGUUCUGGCUCUGCUCCUGGCCUUCCCUCAGUACUACUACUCCACCACAGCCCAGUACCCCGGCCGGGUGGUGUGCUACAUCAACUGGCCUGAAGACACCGUGCACGACUUCAAAAAGACGUACUUUAUAUGUGUGGCCAUCCUCAUCUACCUGCUGCCGCUGCUGGUGAUGGGCUGUGCUUAUCUGGUGGUGGGACUGACCCUCUGGGCCAGUGAGAUCCCUGGAGACUCUUCUGAUCGCUACAAGGAGCAGCUGACCGCCAAACGCAAGGUUGUGAAGAUGAUGAUUGUUGUGGUGUGUACCUUCGCCAUCUGCUGGCUGCCGUAUCACGUCUUCUUCCUGCUGCACGAAUUCUUCCCUGACAUUUUUGAAGAAAGGUUCAUCCAGCAGGUCUACCUGGCCAUCAUGUGGUUGGCCAUGAGCUCCACCAUGUACAACCCCAUCAUCUACUGCUGCCUCAACGACAGGUUUCGUGCUGGUUUUAAACAAGCGUUUCGCUGCUGCCCCUGCAUCCCCCAAGGAUCUUAUAAAGGCCUGGAACUCAAGUCCACUCGCUACCUUCAGACCCAGACCAGCGUUUACAAGGCCAGCCGCAUGGAGACCACCGUAUCUACCGUUAUCCAGGUUGGGGAUGAAGCGGAGCAGCCCAAGGUCAAGUCAAUAGGAGCUCAAGGGUCUAGCCGUGCUAUAGGGGGGGCUAGACCACAUAGCUCCUCCCUGGAUCUCACCUCGAAUGGGUCAUCAUCCUGGAGUGUCUCCAAAACGGUAUCAGAGACGUCUAGUUUCUACUCCAGCAACAACCUGCAGGAGUAGAAGUCCAGAGAGUGUGAGUUGACUGUUCACAUAGCAGCUUUUGCCUGCAAUGUGUUCAGGCAGAGUACAGCGUGAAUGUGUGAGUUUGUCCACUGAAGACUGUGAGUUUUUGAUGAAUACACUUCUAGUGUGUUCACUAAUGUCAUGUUAGAAAAUUUGGUUCAUGUUCACUGAGCAAUGGUCACACCCACAACACUCUCGUGGAAAAUACUCAUGUGAAUCACGGCUGAUGAUCAGCUGGCAUUAGAAAGAUUUGCUGAGCGCCAGAAAGUGAUGAAGAGCACUUCAUUGACAUGAACACAUUCCAGUUCAAAAGCUAAACUGAAGCAGACGCUAGCGCCUCCAAUCUUCACAGCUUCUGCUUGUCACACCAGACUUCCCUCGGUGCAGAGAGAAGGUUCACACAUCCUCAUUCACACAAGCUGUGUGACUUCACAGAGUCUAUUUUGGCAUGGAGAUACAACACGAGACCAGCAUGCUGUGAACACAGCAGCUCUUCGUUUUAAAAAGGGGUUCUCUGCAAAGAGGCAAAGCCCGGGUGUUCAGAAAGUUCUCCCCACCUCUUGUGGAGGAACUUUCUCCCCAGAAUCUACAUGCUGAAAACACAAGCACAUGCUUUCAGUUUAAAAACGUCUCCCUUAAGAGGUGAUGAAGACUGACAACAAGAAAGCAUUGAACCCUGAACACUGCUUUAGGGAGUGUAUGCAUGUGAGUGUGUGUCUGUGUGUGUGUGAUCAGAAUGGCAACUCUGUGUACCUGAGCAGGACUUCAUCUGCAAUCCAGAGUGCAGACUGAGCACCUGUCCAGCUGAAAUAGUGCGCUAAGGAUCCUCAGCGGGGGCGCUGAAAGGUUCUACCAAUUAUUGGAAAAGCCAGCAGCGUCUGGCUAAAGACUGACUUCAGCAGCUGGCAGCAUCACUUCUGAAACAUAGAGGAGUUUCAAAUGCUCAACACGUAACAUUGGACCUCAACUAAACUAAAAACAAAACAAAACAAAAACAACAAAAAGAAAACUUUCUACUAAAUCCCAAUCUCCCUGAUAUCAGACCUGAACCUAAAGUGGCAACGCAAAAACAACACUGCUCUUUAAAUUUAUUUGCUAUUUUACAUAAUCUGCACAAACAAUAACCAACCCAUUGGCUUCUGAUCGCUCUGACCUCCCUCACCUUUAUCAGACACUUGACACUAGCUUGCGAUCUGAAAUAAGGCACCACUUUCAAACUCUUAAAUAGUUGAAUAACUCCAAUGAACUGUUUGUCUCUUCCAACUGGCAGCAACAUCUCAAUGCCCUUUGGCUGGGUUACAUUUAUAGCUCACAAUAAUAUGUCUCUCUGGUAUAUACGGUUUCACUUGCUGUUAAUGUAGCCAAAGUCCCCUCCAGCCUGCUCUGUAGGUGGGGUUAGUUACUUGUUUCGAGUAGUCACAUUUUAUAACGCUGAUGUUAAUUGAUAUUGGGUCUUUGUAGAUGUUUCGGCCUGGAAUGUGCACACGCAGCCUCUUACCUGUGACUCUUUGUAGUGCAGUGAUGUGCCUUGCUGCUUAGCAUAGAGUAAUGUAAAAAGAUGGCAGGAGGGCGGGAGCAGCUCGCUCCGCUGGUGUGCAGUGGAGAGACAGUAUAGUAACAGGAGCUACAGAAGUCCACUGAAACACGGAGAGAAGUGUCUAUAACCUGCUGUAGCAGUAACCCCCCCACCACCCCCACUAGAAAGUUAAAGCUGAGCUUUCUUACUCACACUGUCUGAAAAUGGUUUAUAUAGUUUUACAAAGUGAGUGUGGUUUAGUUUCAAGAUAUUUACCCUCUGAUCUAACUUGAUCUUACCACCACUUUACUACAGCAUGACCUUACUCAGAAAGAGACUCUUCAUCUAAGAAUUUUUCUACACGAUGCCGCAGAUGAUGAAUGAUGAAGAUAUCGUACAGUGAGCUCACCAACUAAAUCCAAAAAAGAUUAGCAUAUUUGCCGCCUGCAGAACAAACACACAGGCCGGGUUACACACCAAACAGCAGCGCUAUCGUUUAUCAGACACUAACACACAUAAAUCAAGACACCAACAAAGUCCCUCCUAAUAAAUCUAAAUCCCCGUCUUUAUCGAAACACCUUUCAAGCUGAGUACAACGUGGAAUGUGUGCACACAACACAUGGACACACAUACAGUGUGGUCACCUGUUGACAACCAUCAGUUCAUUUCACACACUCACACACACACACACACUCAGACACACACACCUCAGAGGCCCCGACUUGACUGCAGGUCUAUUCUCAGCUCACAAAGUCUCUUGUUUUAAAUUCCUGCGCCAGCUGACAUGAAACAGGGGAGCAGCCGUGAGGCAACACGACUUAAUUGGAGCCACUGUAUUAUAUCAGCUUUUUCACAGAACACAGAAAACUUUGCCUAGGUGACAUGGAAACAUAUCAAACAUAUCAAACCACAACUGUGGAGAAAGUGUACCCACAGAAGGUGAAGAGAGAAGUGAAGAGAGAAAAUAGAUUUAUAUAUUGAAAUCACUCACCGAAAUUUGGAGUACUUUCACAGUUUGAAUUGUCUUUAACAUUUUAGUUGACCUGGUUGAAUUAACUACUAUUCUAUACAUCCUGUUAUUUAAAAGGCUAAGGUGCAACCUGGUGCACAUGUUCAUUUUAUCAGUCUAUGGAAUAAAUCAGUUUACUAUAGUCAACCAUGUCAAAAAAAAAAAAAACAUUUCUAUAACGAGGAAGUGAGAAGGUCCAGGUUUGAGUCCAGCUCAGGCCUUUCUGGGUGGAGUUUGCAUGUUCUCCCUGUGUCCGUGUGUUUUUUU